This is a messenger RNA of Dichomitus squalens LYAD-421 SS1, 1563 nucleotides long. RefSeq lists its product as uncharacterized. Bases 1 to 1563 code for a protein of 520 amino acids. The transcript is spliced from 4 exons. The record is from RefSeq and is a predicted model, not a curated record. Lineage: Eukaryota; Fungi; Basidiomycota; Agaricomycetes; Polyporales; Polyporaceae.
AUGACGCGCAUCAACGCUCUGCUAGCUGCCAUCGCCCUCACACUUCCCUUUUCCAGCUUGGUGGGGGCAGUGAACGUCACCGUUCCGUUCUCCGCGCCUUCAGGAGCGCAAACCCUCUCGCCAACACUUCUCUCGUUCUCUAUAGAGCAAGAUAACUGGCCUGACUGGGUCGGCACUAACUCACCAAACAACUUUACGACUGCCGCGCUCCAGAAUUUCGCUGCUCUCACUGGUACGCCGCCCAACAUCCGCGUCGGUGCCAACUCGGAAGACAAAACUACCUGGUCGCCGACCGUCACGAUUAACGUCGACCAAUUCCCUCCACCGAACAGCAUCACUCCGUUUCCUGAGGCUAGCAGUAUCACUGUCGGCGAUGGGUUCUAUCAGCUCUCUCGUUUCCUCCCACGCGGGACACACAUGACGUGGGGGAUCAACUUCGGUGCCAAUAACGCGACGAACGCUGUCAACAUGGCCAAGUCGAUUUUCCGCGCAUUCCAGAACGCUGCUGUCAUCGCGUCCGGAGUAGUGCUUGACCGCCUCGAGGUGGGGAACGAGGCCGAUCUAUACCUAAACAACGGACUGCGGACGGGCACAUGGACUGUCAAUACGUACGUCUCGGACUGGGAAUCCAUCGCAGGCCCCGUCGUACAAGCCGUUGGAAUCACGGACGCAACUGGACCCGUCACACUGCAAGGCGCCUCGUUCGCGAACCAAGGGUUCACACCGAGCGAACUGUUCAACCUCGGCAUUCUCGGCAGCACCCCUGGCAAGGCGAUCUCUGUGAUCUCGCAGCACCACUACUCGGCAGCGUUCUGCAACGGCGGCAACUUCCCGCUCGUGUCGUUCCUGAGCAAGAGUGCCGUUCGUGGAAAUCUGUCGGUCUUCACUGACGACAUCUCUGCCACGCAUGCGCAGGGGCUGCCGUAUAUUCUUGGUGAGACAAACAGCAUUGCGUGCCAUGGCGCGCCAGGCGUCAGCAACACGGCCGGCAUCGCUCUUUGGGUGGUGGAUUACACGCUCCAUGCCUCGACGUUGGGCAUCAAGCAGGCAUUUUUCCAUGAAGGAGUCGGAUACAAGUAUGACUUCUUUCAGCCUAUCAGUCUAAAUCGUUCCAUUGUCGACGGUUCACCGGUCGACCCACCCGCUCUGCCUCACGUCCAACCGGCAUACUAUGGCGGCAUUCUCAUCGACACCCUCAUCGGCUCCACUGGUUCCUCCCAGAUCGUCGAGCUGACCGUGGACGACUCGAAUACGUCCGGCUUCGCUGUAUUCGAGUCUGGGCAGCUCGUCCGUGCUGUGUUCAUCAACCUCAAUUCCUGGUUGACCACGAGCACCGGAACGCGGCCGUCAGUGCACAUCGAUUUCGGGGGUCUGACAGGGAGCGCUACCGCGAGGCGGCUGGUCAUCCAGCAUGCGGAUGAUACGUCGAACGUGACCUUCGCGGGGCAAAGCUUCGAGACCCCGGGAAACCCCUUGCCUGUGGGGGAGGUGGUGACAGAGGAUGUGGUCUUGAGCGAGGGCUUGGACUUGAGGUCGACGGAGGCGGUCUUGGUCGAUUUCUAA